GGAAAAAAAAAAAAAAGAGAGAGCACUUAUUAAGCCAAAGGGGUAAAGUAAAGUAAAUAACAAAAAACACUCACCGUUUAGGUCUUUCUCUCUCUGUCGUCUUUGAUCUCUGAAACUAUUAUUCCGUUUAAUCGCCAGACUCUCUUCGUUGGGAGAUCGAUCUAGAUACGAGACUUAGCCAUGAAUCCUGAAUAUGACUAUCUGUUCAAGCUUUUGCUUAUCGGUGACUCUGGUGUUGGAAAAUCCUGUUUGCUUCUAAGAUUUGCUGAUGAUUCUUACCUGGAUAGCUACAUCAGUACCAUUGGUGUUGACUUUAAAAUCCGCACAGUUGAACAGGACGGAAAGACAAUCAAACUCCAGAUCUGGGACACAGCAGGCCAAGAACGUUUCAGGACGAUCACCAGCAGCUACUACAGAGGAGCUCAUGGGAUCAUUGUCACUUAUGAUGUCACUGACCAAGAGAGCUUCAACAACGUCAAACAAUGGCUCAAUGAAAUCGACCGUUACGCUAGUGAGAAUGUGAACAAGCUACUCGUUGGGAACAAAAACGAUCUCACGUCGCAGAAGGUUGUAUCCACUGAGACAGCUCAGGCGUUUGCUGAUGAGCUUGGGAUCCCUUUCUUGGAAACAAGUGCCAAAAAUGCAACCAAUGUUGAAGAAGCUUUCAUGGCCAUGACUGCUGCUAUUAAGACCAGAAUGGCUAGCCAACCAUCUGGAGGUGCCAAGCCACCGACUGUCCAGAUUCGCGGACAGCCAGUGAACCAGCAAUCAGGAUGUUGCUCAUCUUGAUUCCCAUUAGUCUCAACAAGUUCUCUUUGGAUCAUUACACCAUUAUAAUCAUUUGUUUGCAUUGCAUGUAAGACUUCCCCAAUUGACACAACUCUCGUUGAAUCCUUUCUUUUCUUUUGUUUCAUAGCUUUGCUAUUCUUUAUCUGAUGUAUUUUGAAAUUCAACAUUCUCUUGUAAAAGGUCCUUCCAUGCAAAUAAAGCAAAGUAGCCUUUUUCUAUU
Brassica rapa (field mustard) is the source of this 1009-nucleotide messenger RNA. RefSeq names its product ras-related protein RABD2b. The record is from RefSeq and is a predicted model, not a curated record. Gene Ontology annotation, molecular function: GTP binding; GTPase activity. NCBI's taxonomy places the organism in Eukaryota, Viridiplantae, Streptophyta, Magnoliopsida, Brassicales, Brassicaceae.